This is a messenger RNA of Rosa chinensis, 3799 nucleotides long. RefSeq lists its product as uncharacterized. Gene Ontology annotation, biological process: signal transduction. NCBI's taxonomy places the organism in Eukaryota, Viridiplantae, Streptophyta, Magnoliopsida, Rosales, Rosaceae. The record is from RefSeq and is a predicted model, not a curated record. The transcript is spliced from 5 exons. The coding region runs from base 14 to 1126 and encodes 370 amino acids.
UUGUAAGUUUCCGAUGGUGUUGAACAAGCGAAGAGUAUCUAUUCCAUUACGGAUAUCUAUUCCUCUUACUUCUCUAUGGGCGUGUGAUGUCUUCCUAAGUUGCGACCAUGAAGACAUUUUCUCCGACCACUUGUACCACAAAUUGAAGUCUCGAGGAAUUUGUACUUUCCAGGAUGGCCAACUGUCUCGAGGAAUUUGUACUUUCCAGGAUGGCCAACAAUUGCAAAGAAACACAACUCCUCAGUUUGCCAUUGUUGUUCUCUCGCAAAACUAUGCUUCUUCGCCCCAGCGCUUGAAUGAACUUUCAAAAAUUCUAGAGUGCAUAAAAGAUAGGAACAGGAUUCUGCCGGUAUUUCGUGAUGUUAAUCUGUUCCAUGUCCAAAAACAAAAAGGGACUUUUGAGAAAGCAUUUGAAAAGCAUGAAGAAAGGUUUCAGGAUGACUUGGAAAAGGUUCAAGCCUGGAGAGAUGCUUUAACCCAAGUGUGCAAUUUUGCUGGAUGGACUACCAAUGAUAGGAAUGAAGUACAGGUUAUAGAAGAAAUUACUGAAGCACUGUGGAACAAACUACAUUCUAGACUCAGUCCAACGGAAAAACUGCACCCGACGUCCACACACAACUUGGUCGCAUUCACUAGCAUUAGUGUUAAUGAGGACAACCAUGAUCAUAACCAUCCAAUAAACAUUACAGAUGUGACGGCUACUUCAGUAGAGUGGAACUUUUUGAUCACUAGUCUUGGCCUAGAGAUCUUGUCAGCGGCUUUUGAUCAGGCUUCCUCCUCAAGUGAGCCACACUAUGCACUAUUUGGUAUGCUUUUUUCUAUUGCAGCCUUGUUCACUUGCAUUUGGGAGCUCAUUUACAAGGGCAUAAAGAAUAGAGUAGUAUUGAAGAAGUUCGGAAAGCUCUGGUGGUUUUAUUAUCCACAUCCCCACACUAGCAUGCCUUUCGGUACUCUCCCUGAGAUUUACGGAUUAAUUGGAAGCAUCGCUCAGUGCAUAUGCUCUAUAACUCAAUACAUUUACUUCUCUUGGCAUGCUGAUAGUCCCAUAAAACUCUCACUUUUACCAGCAAUCUUUCUUUUCUGUUUGGCUGGUUCAAGACUAAAUAGGAAUCAAAACCAUUGUUGAUCAGACUAUUGUAAGUAAAUGCCAACACAAAGAGUACAUAAUCGUGAUUGAAUGAACCUUUGUGAUGGUUUUUUGAGAACAACUUGAGGUAGAUACGGGCAUAUAAUUACUUGUAUCCAUCUGUUGCGAAUUUCUGUUUAUGUUUGUAGCCUAAAUGAGUUUUUACACAGUUAGUAUCAAGCAACUAUAGCAACUUAUACCAGCCUAAUGAUGAUAACCUUACGAUUAUAUACAUGAUUUGUUCUACCGUAUGAUUAUAAACAUGAUUUGUUCUACUGUACUAUGCGAGAAAAUACGAAUAGGUUUUGCCAUCUGGACUGAAGUGAUGAUUUUGUUUUUAGAUCUAACCAAUUGCAAAAGAACUCACAGUUGGAUCAUUGGAAAGUACUAUUCAGGAUUAUUUUUCAUUUUCUUUCACAUAACCAUUUCAUUAAGCAAGGGUUGGCUGGAGUGGAGGUCGUUGGCCAUGGAUAUCGGUAUGAUUAUAUUAUGGUUUGUAUUCCCCUGAGAAAAAUUGCCCAAUGUUUCCAAAUUAGUUCAUCUUCGAACCUUUCCGGCAUAAAUUGUAGAUCUCAGAGAGGUCAUAUUUCUUUGGGUUGGUAGUAAUGGAAUGGUUUCAUUCAUUUUUGUUAUAAGAUUUUUGGUGGUCGUUUCCUCCUGGCUUAUAUAUGUGACAUGGCAGAAGCUUUUACCAAAUGAAGCUUCAGCUUUCUUUUGCAAAGAUUGACUGCUGGGAUGUAGAUUAAAAUUGAAGUGUGUAUCACUACAGUUUCCUGCUUUCCAUUAUGUUUUGGAUGCUCAACUAUUGGCUUUGCUUGUUCUUGCAACUAGACUACUCCAAAUAUAUAUGCCCAUAUAUAUCAUGUCAGUCAACCGCUAGACUCCAAAUAUUCAAGGAACGUAUUAUCAAAGCAGAUUAAUGUUUGAGUUUUGAAGUUAGAGAUGGCAUAUUUGAUCAUUUGAUGUAUCUAUAGCGGUUAUAGAUUGACCAGUAUUUACACCUUCCAUAAUCUUUUGUUAAAGCAUCCAUAUAGUUGUCAUGUGCAUCUCAUCAACUCUUUCAAACAGUAUGUACACAUUGCAAAUCGGAGGAAAUUCUUGCAACACUGGAGCAAUUUGGCAGAUGAUUUGGUUACUGUUAACUGAUAUGCAACCUUGGUUUCUUAUAGACAUUGUCUAAGGUGCAUUCAAUUCUUAGUUGGCUUAUCCUCAUAGCUGUCAACUUCUUUCUUUAAUAAUUAAGAAAGAUAAAAAUUCUUGCUUUGUCUCACUUGUAUUUGCAGUUUUGCAGACGAAGUGAUGAACGAACUCUAAGAUUUUGAGUUUGGCAAGAUUGAUUCCAGGCACAUAUUGUCUGUUACAAAAUGCAACAAAGCUAACAGGCUUUAGGGAUACCUGUUUUUUAUUCAAUUAUUAUUUCCCGAUGAAAUAGUUUCAGGACAGAAAACCUAUUGCUGAUUGCUGAUAUAUGCAGAACUUACACCAAACCAUAUUGGCUUGGAAAAUGACUUGGAAACCACAUGGUCAAAGUAUAGCACCAAAACCAAAAAACUUGGUGUACUAGUAAACAUUGGCUUUUGUUACAUGGUUUAUUAGGGAAAGGAAGAAAUUAAAAGCAUACUCUUACACUUACCUGAUGAUCAUUAGUGGAGUUAGGGAGUCCUAAUGGUUGUUCAUUUCUACACCUUGGAAGUUCUUAUCAAUGACCUGAGAAAAAUAAAUGAACAGCUUACAGCAGUUAAAAAGUGCCACCACCAUGCAGCUGGCAGCAGCCCAUGUCAUCUUUCUGGCAUGGUAGGUAUGGAUUUUUCUCUUAUCAUUUUUCAAAUGAGAUUGAUAGUAAGUGUUAGUCUUGUUCUACCAUUAGUCAUAACAUAUAUGUGGCUUCGGCUCAUAGCAGAAAACUUUACCAAGAUGAGCGCUUCUUAUGCGGACAAAAAUAUUGAGUGCUUUUUAGAGCAUGUGAUAUUUUUAGCUUUGAAAGUACUGACCUGCUGUUAUAACAUACGAAAGUACGUACUGAUCUUAUUAGUCACUUUUGGACAGAAACAUUGACACAGUUCACGGAAGGAGCAUAUUUACACAAAAGAAACCAUGAAUAAUUAAUCGAUACGAGUAUCAGUUUUGGGAGAAUAGCUAAAUUUUGUUUCAGGAAAACAAAUCAACUGCUGAUUGCAGAUAUAGGUGAGCUUACAUCAUAUCAAACCUCGGAGAAUUUGAGGGGUCAAACUUUUGGGCGUUGGGAAAGACUUGGUAACUGGAGACAAGUGCCAAGGGAGUUUACAUCAAAUCCAGAACAACAGAAAGAACAAAGAGGAAGACCUAAACAACAGGAGGUUUGUUGAGGAAUAACAAUGCCAUUGACCAAGUCCUCCCAUCACCUGCCCUGAGUUAUCAAAGAGAGCCAAGGAAGCAGCAGCAGAGUGGGAACAACGACAAGCUAGGAGCCUAGGAAUGGUCUUCUGCACUUCACUACUGUUAUGCUUCUCUAAAUGGGAAAAAAAACUUGCGCAAAAACGUGUAAAACAACGACAAGUGUGGCCCUUGACUCACAAUUGUAUCAAUACUUUCCCAACUUAACCACCUGUUAUGUGUUGAGUUUUUAAUUACAAAAAGCCUCGAUACAAUUAGGUGUGAUCUACUCACUUAUAAAAGUUAAAUUAUCUUUUGUCA